Molecule: messenger RNA, 4457 nt
Organism: Manis javanica (Malayan pangolin)
Lineage: Eukaryota; Metazoa; Chordata; Mammalia; Pholidota; Manidae
Gene: RTKN2
Product: rhotekin 2
Biological process (GO): positive regulation of cell population proliferation; hemopoiesis; signal transduction
Source: RefSeq, a predicted model, not a curated record
GCUGAAAACCCUGGUGCCUCCUGCGAAGGGGUCCAGAGGCGCGGGGCUCGGCCACUGCGCGUGCGCGCGCGGCGCCCGUCCCUUGCGACCCCUCUCCUGCGCCCGGACUUGGUACGGCCGGGACGACGGUUGGCGUCCUCCGCGGCCCAGCUUGGGGCGGACUUUUCAAAUCUUACCUCUGGGGGCGUGGCGGCGGCCCUGGCGCUGGUGCUGGCGCUGGAGAUGGAGCGGCCGGCCUCGGGCAGUGCGGAGCUAGCCCCGGCGGGGCUUCCCGCCCAACAGGACUGCAGCAUUCAAGAAAAAAUAGAUCUAGAAAUUCGGAUGCGAGAAGGAAUAUGGAAACUCCUUUCCCUGAGCACUCAGAAAGAUCAGAUUUUGCAUGCAGUAAAGAAUCUCAUGGUAUGCAAUGCUCGAAUAGUGGCUUAUACAUUGGAGCUACAGAAAUUGAAAGAGCAGGUUGCAAAUCAGACUGGAAGAUGUGAUGUGAAUUUUGAAAGUAAAGAACGAACAGCAUGUAAGGGAAAGAUUGCCAUAUCAGAUAUUCGAAUACCGCUAAUGUGGAAAGACUCUGAUCACUUCAGCAAUAAAGAACGAUCACAGCGCUAUGCCAUUUUUUGUUUAUUCAAAAUGGGAGCUGAAGUUUUUGAUACCGACAUGGUGAUUGUGGAUAAAACAAUCACAGAUGUAUGUUUUGAAAAUUUAACUAUAUUUAGUGAAGCAGGACCAGACUUCCAGGUAAAGGUGGAGGUAUAUAGCUGCUGUACAGAGGAAUCUUCUAUAACCAACACACCAAAAAAACUAGCCAAGAAACUGAAGACAUCUAUAAGUAAAGCUACAGGGAAGAAAAUUAAUUCAGUGCUUCAAGAAGAUCAAGAAACGUGUUUGUCCUUCACUUCUGCUAUUCUUGGUACAAAGUAUAAUUUGCUAGCUCAUACUACACUGACCUUGGAAAGUGCUGAGGAUAGCUUCAAGACCCAUAAUCUGUCUAUUAACGGAAAUGAGGAGUCUUCAUUUUGGCUGCCCUUAUAUGGCAACAUGUGCUGCCGAUUAGUUGCCCAGCCAGCUUGUAUGGCUGAGGAUGCAUUUGCAGGAUUUCUUAAUCAGCAGGAAAUGGCAAAAGGUCUGAUUAGUUGGAGAAGGUUGUAUUGUGUUUUAAGAGGGGGUAAACUCUAUUGUUUUUAUACUCCUGAAGAAAUUGAAGCUGGAGUGGAACCAGCUUUGUUAGUAUCCAUUAACAAGGAAACCAGAAUUCGGGCAAUGAAUAAAGAUGCCAAAAAAAGAAUCCUUAGUUUCUCUGUCAUCAACCCUGUUGCUGGACAGGCUGUAACUCAUAUUUUUACAGCUGACAAUAGAGAAGAUCUUCAGAAGUGGAUGGAGGCCUUCUGGCAGCAUUUCUUUGAUCUUAGCCAAUGGAAGCAUUGUUGUGAAGCCCUUAUGAAAAUUGAGAUUAUGUCACCACGGAAACCACCUUUGUUCUUGACAAAAGAGGCGACCUCAGUCUACCAUGAUAUGAGCAUUGAUUCACCUAUAAGACUUGAAAGUUUAACUGAUAUAAUGCAAAAGAAAAUAGAAGAGACAAAUGGACAGUUCCUUAUUGGACAGCAUGAAGAAUCCUCACCACCUCCUUGGGCUACACUCUUUGAUGGUAAUCAUCAAUUGGUCGUUCAGAAAAAGGUAUUACCUCCUCCAAGCAAGCUGUUCCAUGAGGGGAAAGGGAAAAAGAGACGUGCUCCCCUUCCUCCUCCUGAUAAAACUCCAUUCAGUUUAGGCACAUAGAGCAACUGGGAAAAAACAAGCGUAUCUCAGACCUCACAUUUGGACACCAAAUUAUCAACCCUAAUGCAUCACUUACAGAAACCAGUGGCUGCUCCUCGAAAACCUUCCUUCCAGGAAAACUAGUUUAACUGAUGGUGAACACACAGACACUAACACCAGUUUUGAAGUCAAGCCAGUGCCAGCCCCAAGGCAGAAAUCUAUCAAAGACAUUUUGGACCCUAGAUCAUGGUUGCAGGCACAAGUAUAGAAAACCCUUAAUGUGGUAAGCAUUUAACAGCAUCUAUAACUGUGAGGCUUAAUUCAAAAGCACUACAGAUGUAGUAAUAUAUAAUUAUGUAGGUAAAUAUGAUGAUUUGCAUCAAUAAUUAAUGAUCUAUUAGGUAUUUAAAAUGUUUUAUAAUGAAGAAAUGGAUUUCUCUUUUACUUUUGAUUUUCAGAAUGUGAGUAAUUUCCCCAGCAGAGUUCAAGAGGCAGUUUUUAGACAAUAUCCUAAUGGUUAGAAGGGGUAAUUUAUUCCUAAAUUAGUACCAGGCAAUGAACAAGCACUAGGCUGAAGAAAGCAUUAAACUUUCUUUGGGUAGAGACUGUCUAGUAAUAUAAAAUGUGUUAAAUAUGAGUCAUGUUCUCAUUGUGAGAAUUUUAAUACUAAUGGAAUGUUUCAAAAGUUUUAUUCAAACCACAAAUUAUAGAAUCCACCCAAGAAAAUUUCUUCUUAGCAUUCUGGAAUUCUCAUCUAAUGGUUCACUGGCUCUCAUCUAUUGUUUAGCUCACUAGUUAACUCACUGACCUUUCAUGUUCCUGGGAUAAAUUCUAGAAUAUUAAAUUCUUCAUCUUUAAAGAGAUUUUGAAAUGUGCUAUUCAGAGUUGUUUCUUUGAUGAGCCUUGAAAUCCUGUUGAAAUUAACUCUUAUAAGUGAAGCAUAACAUUUAUUAGUUUAGAGAAAAGAUAGAAGAAAUGUUUUUACUUCCACUUUUCUGUGCAUGGUGCUAAUUUCCAUUGUGACAUUGAAAUUUUGGUAAGUGAGUAGCUGAUUAACACCUUAAAAUUCAUUUAAUACUUAUUUAAAAAGCAGAUGGCUGAAUCAAAAAUAUCAGAAAAGUUGGCCAUGAUUAUAAUUUUCAGAAUUAAUCCUUUUAAAAAAGUUUAAUUAGAUUUCCUUUUUCUACUAAGGUUGAUGUCUGCUAUUGAUAUUAUUCAUUAAAAGCCAUAUUCUUCUAACAAUAACAUUGGAAUCAUUUCCAUAGGAGGUAAUUUCCAUAGCAACUAAUCAUAGUGACCCAAGCAGGAUUAUUAAAUCAAGUGGGGACUAAAUAGUAAGAGGAUGAAUACCUUAAAGGAAAAAGAAAUCCAUUUUUUUAUAAUAAUACUUCUUGUAAACAAGAGCUGAACAGUUUUAAAAAUCUAAUCAGUAUUUCCAAAUAAAACAGUUUUCCAUAAGGUGUCAGCAACAGCACUAAAAAUCUCUUAUCACACUGAAUCUUAAAUGUCAUUGCAAGCAAUGCAAAUAUAAGAAUUAGAUUACUGCCCUGUGUAUAACCUCUAGAGAUCUUUUUAAAGCUCAUAAGAACUCUCUUUGGAUCAGAACUACAUUAUCAUAAAGUAAAACGAACACUUGAUAAACUACAACGUUAAUUUAAAUGGAGCCUUUCAUCAUUUUUAGGUAGCAGCCUCUUUUCAUUUAUAUAGAAUGAUGUAACUGCUAGGUUUCUUUUGUGUUUGCACAGGGCUCCUAGUAGGAAUUAGAACUCAAGGGAGUAGUGAUACAAAAGGUCUCUUGUGACUGGAGACACCAGGAAAGACACAGUAUUUGAUAAGAAGGAAAUACUACAUGCUUGCCUGAUAUCAUAUAGAGACAAUCACAUAUAUGAAAACCUAAAAAGGUAGGAUUAAUUUGUUUUUUUCUAACGUGAAGGUUCUUGUAAAUUUCUGUUGUGAUUGUCAAUUUAGUAAAUGAUGUAUUAAAAGUCUAAAGUUUUGAUAGUAUUUGAAUUUUUAUUUAUUUUUGAAACCUCACUAUUUGACAUCAUGACUGUCCUUGCAACUAAAUUAAUGAGGUAGAAGAUGCUUCAGGCAAAAUUGUUUUUGAAACCAGCAUCUAAACAUAUUUUUUUGUUGUUAUUGGAACCUUCCUUAUAACAAACCAGUGUUAAAACUUCCAAAUUAUAUUAUCAUUUUUGCUCAUGUGUAUUAUCUAAAUAAAGAUUUAAUCUGUACAGGAAAAAGAAUUUACACACACUGAAAUUACCUAGCAAUUGUGCCGUUGGUGAGGAACUUUGAAACAAGGCUGAAGCCCUUUUUCUUAAAACCGUUUUAUGUGAAGCCUGAGCAAGGACCUCCUUCUCCCAAAAUUAUUCAGGAUGUCUCAGGAGGGCCCAUCUCGCUGUAUGUCACACAGCCUUUGAAAUCAGGCUAACGUCUUCAGCUGCACUUCCCUGACAUCGUGCUUUCCUCCUAAAAGAUAUAACACAAAGUUGGGGUUUCCUUCUCCCCUCCUUCCCUCUCUUCUUUCCUUUCUCCUUCCUUCCAUCCUUUCACAGUUAAAAAAAAGCUGAAAAUGCAAAGUUAAACACUUUGUCAAAGAGUUUGUGAAAAAAAAGUAUUUGUUUUCUUAUUUCCUAAGCCAGAAAUUUAUGACAGAGAAAAAUAUGCUAUGUAAUAAAAGACAUUUCAGGUUUUUAUGA